Messenger RNA from Suillus clintonianus, 849 nucleotides. RefSeq lists its product as uncharacterized. The transcript has 3 exons. NCBI's taxonomy places the organism in Eukaryota, Fungi, Basidiomycota, Agaricomycetes, Boletales, Suillaceae. Bases 43 to 825 code for a protein of 260 amino acids. The record is from RefSeq and is a predicted model, not a curated record.
CUCAGACUUUCUCUUGCCUUGUGACAUAUUUUAUCAUCGCGAAUGACGCGACGAACAACGUCUUCUGACGAUGCAAAGGAAGAACGGUUCGAUGUUCUACGAACAAAUAUCUUCGGCACUAAUCACCAAGUUCCGAAAUGGGUUCCAGUGACAUUGCUAGCCUUUUCGUCUGUAGCCCUUGUAGCACCAAUAGUCAUGCUACGAUGGUAUAGGCGCGGUGUUGUUCCUCAGAAUCUUCAGGAAGCUACUGCGCCUCCUCGGAGGGGCCGAGGACAAUCAACCCUGCCUCUCCCUUCACAUUCUCCCCCAAUACGAUUCCGACGGGCCUCACAACCAGUCCCGAGGGAGGUUCAAGCUCAUCCUUCGCCUCCGAAAGUACCCGUAUCGAACAAAGACGAUGUUGAACAAUUUUUCAACAGUCCUCUGUACACCCUCAAAGCAUUCGGUAUUGCCACUGCUAUUGUGACACUGGGCGCGACAGCUUCUAUCUGGGGAGUAAUGAAAGCUCUCGAUGCGCGUGAUACCAACGAGUUUGCGGAACGUCUGCGCCAUGCAGUGCUGACCAAAUUACCCGUACUCUCAUACCGAAUAUAUCGUCCAGCUGAAACUCGCCAAGACGGUAAUGAUUCCGCACUGACGGAAAACCCUGCUUCUGAACCUGUAGAAUGGAAUUGGCAUGAAGCAGAGAACCGCCUUAGGGAAGCAUUUGACAAGGGGGGGUUUCAUAGCUGGGCAUCAGCUGCUCUAAUAGAGGUGGAAGCAGAAGCCACGGUCGAAAGAGCAAAAAGGGGUAUCACUCAAUCCCAGGAGAAGCCAACUAGUUGAUAAUAGCAGAUCUUACUUCGCGGC